CUGCGAGUGAGUUUUUUCUGUGUGAUUUACUACUGAAGCGUGAAGAUUCAAGCUAUACCUGGGGAGCAAAACAGAAUCGCUUAGAGUGGAAGAUCCCGUUCGCACACGGGCACAGAACACACCAGCAGCAGUUAAGCUUUGGCUUCGUACGGAUCGCGUUUACAGCAGCACGGAACCACCCGGGAGCACGUGUCUAGUCGAAGCAACACGUCGAAGAAGAAGAAGAAGCUGAAGGAGUAAAAUUGCAAGGCCGAAGUUCAAUGCAUUGUCCUACUAUGACGAUAUGGAGCCUGCUGGGAUGUCUGGCUUUCCUUAUGGGGACUGCCUGGGCGGCGUAUGAAAGACCUCCAUACGUACUGCCCUGUCGGCGAAAUGACCCGGAGAUUAACAAGUGUAUUAAAAACUCGUUCAACUACAUCCGUCCGUACAUCUCGCGUGGGUUGACGGAGCUACGGACACCCCCGCUGGAACCGCUACGGAUCGAGGAGCUUGCCAUGGAGAACAAUGCCGGUGCAGUGCGUAUCAAGGCCCUUUUCACCGACAUUGUUGCCAACGGGGCCGGAAACUACACGAUCAAGGACGUACGCAGUGACGUGAAAAAGCUUCGCAUCGAUAUGAGUCUGGGAAUUCCGCGGGUCGAAACCCGUGGAAAGUACGAAAUCAUCGGAAACGUCCUGCUGCUGCCGGUUCGCUCCAACGGCGAGUUCUGGACUGAGUUUAGUGACAUCAGCGCAAUCGCUAAAAUCUUCGGAAAACCAAUUGAGCGUGAUGGUGAAAUGUUCAUGAGCGUUGAUAAGAUGCUGGUGGAUUUCACGAUGAAAAAUGCCCGCUUCAAGGUGAAGGAUCAUGUCAACACCCAGAGCGUGCUAGGCGAAGCCAUCAAUCAGUUCCUGAAUCAGAACGCCAACGAGUUGAUCCAGGAAAUGAGACCGGCUGCCUCCCAGAGUAUCGCCAAGCUGUUCCGCAAAUUCCUGAACGACGCCUUCAGCAACAUCCCGAUGCGGUUGUGGUUGCUGGAAGAGUAAAAAGUGUUGAUCACUUUUCUUUUUUGAGAGUGCGUGCUGUGAGAGUGUAAAUGCAGUGUUGCAGUAUAAUGUUAUGUUAAGUGCAUUGACCUAGCCGCUAAGUGAUACGUUAACCUGUAAGAUUUGAACUACUUCAGCGAAGAUAUAAAGCAAAUGUUUGGAGUACUUCUCGUAGGACAAAAAAAGUCAGUGCUUUUGCGCGUAUUUGAGGUUAGAAAUUGUAUUUUUUUGGUUGCUAAAGAGGAACGUUUUUAAAUGUUGAACAUUUUGUUCUAAACUUUGUCAGCAUUUUUUUAAUGUCACCUUUUAAUAAACUCAUGACAUUUAAUAAAGAUAAUAUCAAAUGAAAUCCAAUAUAAUGCUUAAACAAUGUUUGGGAAAAGCAUUUAGAAAAAAAAUUAAACGGUUAAAUAUUAACCGUACGAACUUUCAGGAAAUACACGUUAAAAUCCUUCGUCUUGCAAUCAAAGAAAGUCAAAAAAUGACCUCAAAUAUUCAAUACCAUGAGCAAUUUAUAAAGUUCUUCUAGAAUUCGUUUUUUUUUUUUCAAUUAUACUGCCUUAUGAAGUUUGAUGUUCAGUUUUCAUAAUCUUAAGACCUUCUCAUAGUUGUUGCAAUCUCAAAACGCCGCAUCCAAAAAAGCGGAGGAGAAUGCCUAUUUAAAUUCUCCCAGGUACGGAUGCUAAUUGAGAGACUCAAAAUAUUUCAAAAUUCCAAUCAACUGACGCAAGUUAUUUAUUAAAAUCCUUGUACAGUGCUACUUCAAAGUUCUUAGGCACAAAUCGCUCUUCGGAAGCAAACGCUCCGCAGCUUCGGAAACGAAGUCAACUUGACAGGUAUGGGAGGAAAGCAUCCCUUUACAACGUACAAAAGACAUCUGAAUGUGAGUUAGAAUCAGCUAGCAUGUAAGGUUCAUUCGAUUGUAAAUACGAACAAAGUAUUGUUACGUUUAGUUUUGUACGCAAUAGUAAAAAAAUAUUAUGAAAAAAUAA
Sabethes cyaneus is the source of this 2017-nucleotide messenger RNA. Its product is annotated as circadian clock-controlled protein daywake-like. Bases 261 to 1025 code for a protein of 254 amino acids. The transcript has 5 exons. The record is from RefSeq and is a predicted model, not a curated record. NCBI's taxonomy places the organism in Eukaryota, Metazoa, Arthropoda, Insecta, Diptera, Culicidae.